Fusarium subglutinans is the source of this 1080-nucleotide messenger RNA. Its product is annotated as solute carrier family 35 member E3. The coding region runs from base 1 to 1080 and encodes 359 amino acids. The transcript has 4 exons. Gene Ontology annotation, molecular function: antiporter activity. The record is from RefSeq and is a predicted model, not a curated record. Gene Ontology annotation, cellular component: Golgi apparatus. Lineage: Eukaryota; Fungi; Ascomycota; Sordariomycetes; Hypocreales; Nectriaceae.
AUGUCACGAGAAGCAGACUCAAAGCUGUACUUUAUUCCGGAGGUACCAUCUCCGUCUCCGUCCGCGACAACGAUAGAUUCUUCACCUCAGACGUCCAACAUCGAUGAUGAAGAAUUCGGUAGACGACCGAGCGACUUUGAGCUCAAUGAGCUCUUUCACGAUGAUGAACCCCUUCUGUCUGAACACAAUGAACAUGUACGAGAGAAGGAAUCGGCACAGCCUGUCUUCACUAACAAAGCUAUCCUCUCUGGCAACUCCCUCAAACAUGCACAACUCUCUUUCGCAGCGUUUCACUUCACCAUCACCGGCCUCGUGCUGUUCAUCCUCUCCCGCCCUAGAUUUGCUUUCUUCACACCUAAAUCCGUCGCCGUUCGACAGAUGAUACCGCUUUCCACCGUCAUGGCCCUGAACGUCAUCUUCCCGAACCUCUCGCUAGCAUACUCGUCUGUCCCAUUCUACCAGAUCUCUCGUAUUCUGAUCACACCUUGUGUCGCUGCUAUGAACUUUGUGCUGUAUAGAGCUACUCUUCCUUUUUAUGCUUGUAUGGCACUGGUUCCGGCCUGUGUCGGUGUCGGAAUGGUGUCGUACUUUGACACCAAAGCCACGACUGCGAGUGCUGCGACCACUGGGCUGCUGGGUGUUGUCUUUGCAUUUUUAGGCAUCUUCUUUUCGUCACUUUAUACAGUAUGGCUUGAGAGUUAUAGACGGCAGCUGAGUAUGACAAGCAUGCAGCUGUUACUCAACCAAGCUCCCCUCUCUGCGUUCCUGCUGCUUUACUUUAUACCCUUUGUUGAUAAGGCUCCUGCUCAGGAAGAUUUGUCUCUGGAUCUUUGGGUCUUGAUUUUGAUGUCUGGCAUCUUCGCAGCAUUGGUCAACAUUUCCCAAUUCUUCAUCAUUGCGGAAAUGGGUCCGGUGACUAGUACCGUUGUGGCUCACGGCAAGACUUGCAUCAUUGUUGCUAUCGGCUGGUACAUUUCCGGCAGAGACGUUGCUGAUAAGUCUAUCAUCGGCCUCAUGAUGGCUUUGCUUGGAAUAAUCCUGUACUCGGCUGCUAUUUUGAGACAGGGCCAUAGGGCAUAA